ACAAUUCGCAAUUAUUAAUUCAUCCCUGAUGCAUUCUCGUGUUUACAAAUGAUUUUUACAUUGUUUAAAUCUGAGUUAUUUAAUUAAAAUCAUUUCUUAUGAAGUUUUUAUGAUUUUUGUAUUGUUCGUCUAAACUUUUGAUUUCUGUUAAAAUGCAUUUAGUCAGAUUGAUGAAACAAAUGCCUGAUCUUUGCAGGUUUAAUAUAGGGUUUUCGAGAUUUUCAACUCAAUCAUCUGAUAACAAUUAUGCUGAAUAUGAAAGGAGAAAAUUUGCCCGAAGAUUUGGUAACAUUGUUCGACAUCAUGAUAAAGGAUUUGAAAAAAUAGUGGAGUUAGACAAGGACGAUUUUUUCGGCAUCAAAACUUUUAGUGCAGAUGAUGUUAAAGGAAUUGAUGGUCUUGAUGAUGCUAAAAGGCAAAAAUUAGAUAAAAAGGUAAAAGAAUUAUCUAAUCUCCAAGGUUUAGUUUCAUCUGAAGAAGGUUUCCUGAGGUCUAUGUCUUACGGAAAAGUUAGAUAUGAUCAUGAAAAUAAAGUCGAUUAUAUGGGCCAAUAUGAAAAAGAUGUAAAUCAUAUUUUGCUUGAGAAGAAAAGACGAUAUAUGUUGGAAAUCACAUCUGCAAAUGAAACAAAUGAAAAAAUGGAUUCUGAUUCUGACCAAGGGGCUGAACAAGUUCCGUUGAAUUAUAUUGAUCAACAGUAUUUUGAUAUAAACACGGAAAAAGAAGAUAACCAAAAACAAGCUUCCAAAACCACUGAUCUGAACUUUAUUGAUUAUCAAUAUUUUAGAGAUAAUUAUUCUUCCGAGCUUACAUCUGAAGGCUUUCCGCUCGGUCCUAUCAAGUUUCAAUUUACGCCAGCAUGGAAUGAAUAUAGAGAUUAUUUGAAUUCAUACGACCCUUCGACAUUUGAAGCUAAUCAAAAUUCUCCAGAGCAAUUAAUAGAGAAUUUAACAUUUGCAGGAGACACUCCAUUGCGCUCUGUGGAAGAAGUUACUCAUGAAUUAAUUUUAAUGAAGAAAAAUUCACAAAAUGAUGAGAGUCAAGAUUCACCUGAAAAUAAAGAAAUCAAAACGGAAGAUCACAACAAUUUAACCAGUGAAGAAGUCGAAGAUGUACCAAAAACUGCCUUAGAUUAUAUCACUCAAAUACGUAAAGGUCAGCUACUUCCGGAGGACAAAGCAUACUUGGAACACCUGGAAAAAAAAUUCAAGAAAUUAGGUAAUGAAUUUAAAAUGAGAAGCUUCGACGUAAAAGAAAAAGCUUAUGACUCUACUGGUAAAAGGAGUUUUCUUGAACAAUCCCCAAAACUUAAUUUUUUGCGUCGUAAUGAGCUGCUUGAUCUUCUCGCUCAAAGAGUUUUAUUUAAUGAAAGAGAUCUGAUUGCUAUCGAUAAACCUAACGGAUUGAUCGUUGAAGGGGGUGAUACUAAUUCAAAGUAUCCUUCUUUAGAAAAUCUGUUGCCUGAUCUUUCCCGAAAAUUGUUUGAUAAAGAAAAUCAACUUUAUUUAGUUCACAGACUUGAUAGAGAUGCAACCGGAGUACUUCUUCUCGCUAAAUCUUUAUCGAUGGUUAAAACUCUGAGAGAAAUGUUUUCAGAAAGAAAAAUAAGUAAAUAUUACUGGGCCAUUGUUCGAGGAAUUCCUGACCCCUUAAAUGGUAUUAUUGAUAUUCCGAUUGAGGCUGGCAAAACAAAUGGAGUUGAGCGGAUGCAUCUGAAACCUGAUUGUGAUUUAGACUUCAAUCGAAAAAUUGGAGCUACUCGAGGAGCUUAUCCAGCAACAACACACUUUCGCACUCUUAGAAAGUGGGGAAAUGCCUGUCUGGUGGAAUUAAAGCCUGAACAAGGAAUUAAACACCAAAUUCGUGUACAUCUUGGCUUUGGACUAAGAACGCCUAUUUUAGGUGAUCAUAAAUAUUCACAUCUUGAUAAACUGGCUCCCCAAAAGCUUCCUGACGAUAUGUUAUUGAAAUUAAAUGUUCGUCAAGCAAAAGUAAGGAAUAUACCUUUGCAUCUUCAUUCAAAGUUGUACAUUAUCCCCGGAAUAGGAAUGAAUGGUAAUAAUGUAUCAAUUUCAGCUCACCUUCCUGGUUUCUUCCGCGCGAAUAUGUCCAGUUUAGGAUUAUACAAACAAGAAGCUGUGCUCAAAAAUCCUAUUGCAUUUUAGUUUAAUUUAAUUAAUUAAUUUAAUAUUUUGUGUAAUUUAUCAAAUGUUUGUUAAACUCAAUUUCUGCACCUAAACAUCCGUGCUUCUCUUGAUAUCUGUUUAAUGUUUCGACCCGAUAUCCCUCUAUUUGGUCUAGUCAGACUUAUUUUACUGUUGUAUUGUAAAAAUUCAAAUUGUAAUUGACUUCAAAUUAGUGACUAAUUUCAGAUGUGCCUUUUGAGUUUAAAUAAAGAUUUUUGUAUAUUGU
Tetranychus urticae (two-spotted spider mite) is the source of this 2412-nucleotide messenger RNA. RefSeq lists its product as uncharacterized. NCBI's taxonomy places the organism in Eukaryota, Metazoa, Arthropoda, Arachnida, Trombidiformes, Tetranychidae. Gene Ontology annotation, biological process: pseudouridine synthesis. Gene Ontology annotation, molecular function: RNA binding; pseudouridine synthase activity. The record is from RefSeq and is a predicted model, not a curated record.